UAAAAAAAUGUACCUUCACAUCGACCAGAAACCACACUGCUACCACUGUCCUACGUACUAUUUACGAUUGAAGAAGACUGACAUAAUCAUAGAAAAAAAGCCCUUUUUCCUCUUUCCUUCCCAAGCCAUAGCUAUUAGGUCAUGAAUACUGCUAGUGGGUCUUCUAUGAUUUAGCUUUAACCAGGUUUUUAAUGGUUAUCUUGAGCUUGAUGGGUCAUUAAUGGUUCUUCAACUCUUUUGAGUAUUAGAACAGUUUAUUGACAAGUGGUGAUCUUCCAAACUCCUGGAUGGCCUGAAAGGAUGCCAAGUGAACUAUGGUUUGCACAGCUGAUGAUUUAGAGGGCUGGAAGGAUUUUCCUAAAGGCCUCAGGGUUCUUCUACUUGACCAAGACAGUGACUCAGCUGCUGAGAUAAAAUCCAGACUUGAAGAAAUGGACUAUAUUGUUUUCACAUUCUGUAAUGAGAGUGAAGCAUUGAAAGCAAUUUCAAACAGAACUGAGUGCUUCCAUGUUGCCAUAGUUGAGGUACAGGUCAGCAGAGGCAAUAGCAAUGGGUGUUUCAGGUUUCUUGAGAUUGCCAAGGACAUACCCACCAUCAUGACAUCAAAUGUCCAUUGCUUAAGCACCAUGAUGAAGUGUAUUGCACAUGGUGCAGCAGAAUUCCUUCAGAAACCACUAUCUGAAGACAAAUUAAAGAACAUUUGGCAACAUGUGGCUCAUAAGGCCUUCAAUGCAGGGGGAACAGGCGUCUCCAAAUCGCUGAAUCCCACCAAAGAUUCCACAGUUUCCAGGCUUCAGAUCCAAGUUGAAACAAUGAAACCGGAGAAUGAAAAUCUGUUGGAAGCAGAAGGUGAAGCCGAAGCCCACAAGCAUGAACAUGAGCAGUCUUCAGCUAGUGAUAGGUUCCCAGCACCUUCAACCCCACAAUUGAAACAAGGGGGAAAAUUUUUGGAUGAUGGUGACUGUCAAUACCAACCUAACUGCUCAAUGGAGAAAGAAUCUGGGGAUCAAGAAUUGGAUUCGAAAUCUGUUGACAUUACUUGCAGCAAUCCAGCUGAGGAGACUACUAGUAAAGUGGAUCUAGUACCAAGGCCCAAAGGUGCUGGGGUAAAAGAGGAGGAUGACUCAUAUGAUGGUUCUCAAACUGAAAGCAAUAUAUCUUCUCUUCGAAAUGAUAAAGACAGGAUAGAGGAUCCUGGAGUUGAGGAUGUAAGCCCAAAGAAGAAAACUAUCCUUCCCUCUUUUUGUGGGAACAGAGUAAACAAGAAGAAGGCAAAGGUCGACUGGACGCCUGAACUGCACAAACGUUUUGUGCAGGCAGUUGAGCAACUGGGGGUCGACCAGGCCAUCCCUUCUCGAAUUCUAGACUUAAUGAAGGUCGAGGGUUUGACAAGACAUAAUGUGGCAAGUCACCUCCAGAAGUAUCGAAUGCAUCGAAGACACAUCAUGCCAAAGGAAGACGACCGGAGAUGGCAUCAUCCAAGGGAUACCUUACAGAGGGUUUAUGCACAAAAACCUGUCAUGGCCUUCCCUCCAUACCAUUCUAAUCAUGGUUUCUCUACCAACCAAAUUUACCCUGUAUGGGGUCAUCCUCCUAGCAUCCAAAUGUGUGGUGGUCAUCCAGGCUUCCCCUCAUGGCAGCUUCCAGAGAACUGGCCUUGGAAGACUUAUCCUGGGAUGCAUGCUGAUGCAUGGGGAUGCCCUGUGAUGCCCACACCACAAGUUCCAUUAUGCUCCCCCUUUCCCCAAAAUCCCCCAGCAGGAUUUCACAGUUCAGACAGAGUCUUCUUUGAGCUGAAUCCGGCAGAGGAGGAGGAGGAGGAGAUAGAUAGGGUGGUGAAAGAGGCAAUAAGCAAACCAUGGCUGCCGCUGCCAUUGGGACUGAAGUCACCCUCCACAGAAAGUGUACUCUCUGAGCUCCACAGGCAAGGCAUCUCCACCAUACCUCCCUCCCCACAGCAACCAAAGCCACAAUGAAAUGAAAGGAUGAAAAAGGUAAGGAAAAAGAAGAGGAGAGAAGCAUGCACAACCAAAGCCGAAAGGUUUCAUAUGUUUCUUUCUUAUUUUCUGAAGAACUUCAAAAGCAGCACAAGAGAGGAAUAUCUCUCUGUGACCUUAUCUAGAAUCUGAAGGUGAUGGUGGGGCCUACUACUUUCUGAGCUCUGGAUUCCAGACGACUAAUCACUAGAAUCAAGAAUGGAUUGGAUCAUCCUUUGCUGACGUCACUCUAGAUCUAUCACUGGCAUCAAUCUGACGUCUCCAUUACGAGGGUGGGAUCCACACCCCAAUGGAAUUUUCCUCUUUGGACCUUUUUUUUUUUUCCUUCCGAUGGAAUAUUCCAGUAUGUAUUUCUGCGAACAAGAUUUUUUUUUUUUUUUUUAAUGAAGACCAUAAAACUGUUUGCUGCUGUAGUAGUGGUAGCUCUGAUGGCGUACGCUAUAGGGACCUUCUCUGCUCUGAAUGAUAAAGGUUUUUUUUUGCCCUUUUUGGUUGAUUGGAAA
Messenger RNA from Macadamia integrifolia, 2500 nucleotides. RefSeq names its product two-component response regulator-like APRR2. The coding region runs from base 315 to 1976 and encodes 553 amino acids. The transcript is spliced from 12 exons. Gene Ontology annotation, biological process: phosphorelay signal transduction system; positive regulation of DNA-templated transcription. The record is from RefSeq and is a predicted model, not a curated record. Gene Ontology annotation, molecular function: transcription cis-regulatory region binding; DNA-binding transcription factor activity. Gene Ontology annotation, cellular component: nucleus. NCBI's taxonomy places the organism in Eukaryota, Viridiplantae, Streptophyta, Magnoliopsida, Proteales, Proteaceae.